CUUCUUGUACGUAGUGACAGUUAGGGUUUGAUACUGGUCUAUCCAACCACUGUCUCGCCGGCAAAAAUGUCCGAAGAGAAGAAAUUCCCGACCAAGAAACAAACGAGAGGGCGGCAGAAGAUCCCCAUCAAAAAGAUCGUCGACCGCGCGCGCCGCCAGGUCACAUUCUCCAAACGCCGCGAGGGAAUCUACAAGAAGGCGGCCGAGCUCUCCGUCAUCUGCGGGGCCCAAGUCGCCGUCAUCUUCUUUUCCGGCAAGGGGAAGGCGUUCACGUGCGGCUACCCCAGCGUGGGCGCCGUGCUCCGGCGGUUCGAGCAGCCAGCCGCCAAAGCGGCGGCCAGUCCGCCUCCUCCUCCGUAUCUGGAGGCGGUGGGGCGGGAGAUAGAGGCGCUGGAGGAGGAGAGGGAGAGGCUGGUGGAGGGCAUAGAGGAGGAGGAGGAGGAGGAGAACAAGGGUGGGGAGUGGGAGGGCAUAAAUGUCUUUUGGUGGAAUAGGGAUGUUGAUGAAAUGGGGAGUGAAGAAUUGGUGGAAUACAUGGCUGCCUUGGAAGCUUUGAGGGCUAAAGCUGUAAUGAAGGCUAGAGGUUAAGUUAAUAGUGUAGAUGUAAUUAGGCUAGUAAGGAGUAUUUGUUUCAUGAGUAGGUAGUUAUCAGGAAUUGGAAUUGAACCAAUGUCUCCCUACCUUGAAUAAGUUUCACUUUUAGUUUUAAUUAUUCAAAUAAAAGACUAAUUUGACAGAAAAGUCAAAUUAGACGAAACACUUAGAAUUCGAGCAAUCAAUCGAAAGUAUGGAAUAUAUUGUGGAAUUUAGGGACGAAAAUGAAUGAGAAGCCUAUUA
Messenger RNA from Cuscuta campestris, 837 nucleotides. Lineage: Eukaryota; Viridiplantae; Streptophyta; Magnoliopsida; Solanales; Convolvulaceae. The record is from the annotation of a GenBank genome assembly.